Molecule: messenger RNA, 510 nt
Organism: Microdochium trichocladiopsis
Lineage: Eukaryota; Fungi; Ascomycota; Sordariomycetes; Xylariales; Microdochiaceae
Exons: 1
Coding region: 13-330 (105 amino acids)
Source: RefSeq, a predicted model, not a curated record
CCGCCAUUCUCGAUGGACAGAUCUGUGCGCGGCUGGACGGCAGAAAAUGCCGAAUGGCCUGCCACGUUCCAAUGCGGUGAUAACAUCAAAGACCCCACGACCGACGUCUUGACCUUCCUUGCCCUCGACUUACAGACCCCAAAGCUAGAUAGCCUACAUAAGCAUCUGUGGCUAGCUAGACUCCUGCGCCUAGCCCGCCCGCCGCAUCGGCAACGCCUACUAGGGCGCACAAUUCUGAUCACAGAGAGGCUAGACGAACACCUAGUAUGGCAUGAGAAAUCGAUCUUCAUCAAACCGCUGCCUAAGUACCUCCUAAGCUACGAGUUCUAGGUGACGAGCAUCUGUCCUCACGAGGCUUUAUAUCGCAGCGCCCUAGGGCUUCUUCAAUCGUAUACCUGGCUCAUACGAUCCAAGCCCGACCUCAGGAUCGCACACGAGACUGGCCUUCUGCCGCCCGACGUCGGCUAGUCCUCGUGGACACGGCUUGUGCGAGAGGUCCUCGUAAGUCGG